Messenger RNA from Owenia fusiformis, 372 nucleotides. NCBI's taxonomy places the organism in Eukaryota, Metazoa, Annelida, Polychaeta, Sabellida, Oweniidae. The record is from the annotation of a GenBank genome assembly.
CUCUACAACUACCCCCUUCUUAAAAAAUUCAGUUUUGUCCUCAAACAUAAAAAUCAAGCUAAUUAAGCUAACCGCCUCACUGUAUUCAGGAGAAUUUACAUUAACAAGUCACAACAAAUCACCCAAAAAGUCUAUGCACUGUUCAAAAAGUCUAAGUCCAGCCCCUCCAAGUCUACAUCCGGCCCUUCCAGGUAUUCUCCAACCGCUCUGCUGUUCAUCCCCAGCAGAGGAUCCCCGCUCUCCGCCAGCAAUCCUCGGACCAGAGGGGAAUCUGCUAGUUCCGGCCCGUCCUCUAAAUCCCGCAGGGGAUGCACAGCGGCUGUGAGCUGGGGCAUCGAGAUCGAUGCGGGAUCGACCCCCAGCUCCUGCCCC